GUCCCGGAGUCAAUGGAUUCCUUUGACUCUUCCUUCUUCUUCCUCACCUUCGUCUUCGGUGCUCGAGCAAACCAGAGCGACAACGAACUUGCAUGGAAACAACAUUGAAGCGCGCGAUUCGAAGCAGCUUUGAAUGACAGAUUUGCAGCAAAUAUUGUCUCUCUGAAUAGUGGAAGAGAUGCAGACGCUGGGCAAUUUCAAGUUACCUCCAUUCUUCAAUUACCCUCCUUAUUUCACCUUGCAGCCAGUAAGGGACACGCGAGAGAAGCAAGUGCAACUCUGGAAGGAACUUAUCCUUGAUUACUGUAAAACGCAAAAGAUAUUUGUGAUUGGAUUGGAAGAAGAGUUUCCACUGUUUUCAAAUCCUGCGAUUGAGAGAUCUCUUACUCAUGAAGCAAGGCAAGCAUUCCUUGCUGCCAUAGUUUCCGAAGGACGUGCAGAAUGGUUGGAUAAAGGACAUAGGAAGUGUCUUAUUCUCUGGCACCGCGUUCAAGACUGGGCUGAUAUUAUAUUAAACUUUGUGAAAGAUAAUGGGCUGGAGGACUCUGUGAUGACGGUUGAGGAAAUACGUUCUGGGCCUGAAUCACGGGGGACAGAUCUUCAAGGCGUGGAUCGCAUCAUCCUCAUGCGAGCUUUGAAACUACUAGAGCACAAGGGGAAGCUUGCGAUUUUCAAAGGGACUUCUGCGGAUGACGAAGGCAUCAAGUUCUCUAGUCGAUGAUGAUGGAUGCACGGUUUUAUUUUAACUUCUAGCAUCUGCAACGGCACAUUUACCGUUCCUGGAUGCUUUUAUUCAAUCUUUCUACAGGUUUUUGCGUAAGAAAAACACUAUAGAAUCUCCCUCCUACUUGUGGACUAACUCUACAAUGUGCAAGGCAAUAGGAGAGGAGUGCCAGGAAACCAGGGAAGUGGUACGUUGAUACCCAUCUCUUCCACGGAUCAGAAAAAUGGCAUUUUGAAUCA
Messenger RNA from Syzygium oleosum, 963 nucleotides. RefSeq names its product vacuolar protein sorting-associated protein 25. The coding region runs from base 179 to 721 and encodes 180 amino acids. Gene Ontology annotation, biological process: protein transport to vacuole involved in ubiquitin-dependent protein catabolic process via the multivesicular body sorting pathway. Gene Ontology annotation, cellular component: ESCRT II complex. Gene Ontology annotation, molecular function: protein homodimerization activity; structural molecule activity. The transcript is spliced from 7 exons. NCBI's taxonomy places the organism in Eukaryota, Viridiplantae, Streptophyta, Magnoliopsida, Myrtales, Myrtaceae. The record is from RefSeq and is a predicted model, not a curated record.